UGGAAACACAUGCUGAUUCUGGCAUGCAAGCUUCAGAUGGAACCUGGGACCCUACCAACAUUAUGCACUUUGUCUCGAGAACCUGUGAAAUGAACCGUCCGACAGCCUGAAUAAAAUGGGAUAAAGCAAUGGUCCGGAGUUGCAUGCACUGUCCUUAUUGAUAAUCUGCAUAUAAUGUUUCUGAUUGCCUUACCUGGGUUGAGUUUUUUUCCCAAUUGACAUGGAUUCCUGUUUUACAUUUAUUUUAUGAUUAAGCAUCUCGUAUAGCUGUUACCACCUAUGUCUGAUUUAAUACUCUUUAAAGGGUAAUGCAUUUUGGUGAGAUAUUAAUGACAUUGCACACUACUGGCCAGAUACAACAUCAUCAAAUCUGCAUUCUACUCUCUCAUAUUAAUUUCAUGCUACUCAGAUGUAUUUAGCAUCUUACUAAUGCAGUGGUCUUUAGUAGCGAUGCUAUGAUUUAUUCUACGAUUUAUUGUUAGAUAUUACUCCAGUUCUCUGAUUAUAUACCACCACCUUAUGUCCACAAUGUCAUUUUAUGUGUAGUGUGUUUUUAGCCUGGGCACUGUACCAUUCCUCCUGUAACCAUUGACCUUUUUUAAUUUUAUUUUUUAUUAUGAGCAUUACCAUGUCCUGUUUGACCUACUCUCACGCAUUCAUCCCUCUGACAUGUUUAAGCAUGCUUUUAUUAUCAAUAAAUAAAUAAAUUGUGCAGUUGUAUUCUACGUCAUAUUAUUGUUUACUUGAUUCAGCCAGUCUGUGCUGGGGUGGCAAGUUGGGCCUGUCUUGUUCUCGCAUGUCAAAAAUAAAGAAUUAAAAAAAAAAAAAAAAGUAAGAUUCACUUGGAAUUUUCAUUGCAUUGUCACUUUAGUCACUAACCCUCUUUGUGUUGUGGGAAUUAUAUUUCUGGUAUAAAAUAGUGAGUGUCUCUCCCACACACGGACACUUAUCUCCAGAAAAAGCUGCCUGUAAUGCUGUUCCCCCGCCCCGUGGGUGGGUGCUAUUUCGGAGUGUAGCUCGGUUUCCUUUCCCCCUCCUGUUCGCUGUGGCUCACUCUUUGUUUAUUGCGGAACCUUCGCGCUCUCCGGCCGAGCUGUGAGGAAGGUUAUCUGAGCGUUCCACGCCAUUUCCGGUCCGGGCAACUUUCGAAGAUGGAGACUAUGCUGGAGCAGCAACGCCGCUACCAUGAGGAGAAAGAGAGACUCAUGGACGUUAUGACCAAGGAGAUGAUGGCUAAGAAAACCACGGUGAGCCCCCGGGGGGAGUGAAGGGGGAGCACCGGGACAUGCCGGCAGCCGGCCGCUGCUGUGGGUGCUCUGAGCGGGGAGCUCACACGGGGGGCUGGGGGGGGGAUGCACUCUGUCACCCGCUUAUAACCAGUCCGUGUGAGUCCAGCAGGUCUACAGGACACCGUCCGCUCUGAGCUGGAGUCAGUCACAUGGCUAAACCACUAUAGAUAUACUAUUAUUAUUAUUUAUAUAGCGCCAGCAAACUUUAGCCAACUGUGAUCUUAGGAAUCAAACUUCAUAACGUAUAAAUUAGGGGAAAUGAUUUCACCCUCCCAACAAAAAUUAAGGUUAAAAAAAUCAUUUUAACUAUUUUUUUAAAAUUUUUUUAGUUACUUGCGUGCACAGCUGGAUGGGACAGUACUGCUGCUGCAUGCAGAGCCCUUUCACCCUAUAAAAAAAAGCAGUAGCAUCUAUCUCCUUUUUAGUUUGUAGGGACUGAUUUUAUACCAUAAUCCUCUAAUCAAACAAAUUGUGGUAUAAUUCAUUUAUCCACAAUAGAGCAGUUACAGUUAUCACAUAGGAUGAUCAGUAACCUGAUAGCAGCCAUACUAAAGUGUAUACCAGUUUAUAGUCUAGUUCACUGUUUAGUGAAUUGGCCUGUGUUUGGGUUUCGUACUAAACAUUAGUAUGGGAGGGUUCUCUCUCACCUUCCACCUUUUUGGUGUGAUUAAUGCUGCCAUAUGCACACACAGUAAGGAGAAAAUUGACACUGGAAAUGUGGAUCUAAGUUUUCCAGCCUGUCUGGCAAUCCCAUGAGACCGUUAUAACUUUAGAUCAAUUCAGCCAUUCCAAUGCUUUGCCAUAGAAAAGAUUUCGGAAGCUAGUGUGCAUGCGCAGCAAAGCACUAUUCCGAUUAGAUGACAUCUCUUACUCUAUUUCAUAAAAGUGCAUCUAGUGACUGUUCGUAUGUCAGCCACUAGAGAGAGGUUAAAGGAUCACUAUAGUGUCAGGAAAACAAACUUGUUUUCCUGACACUAUAUCAUCCUUAGGACCCCCCACUCUUGGUGCUGAAGGGGUUAAAAUCCCUUCAGCUACUUACUUUAAUCCAGCGCUGGUGACUAGGGAUCGACCGAUUAUCGGUUUUACCGAUAUAAUCGGCCGAUAUUCGGUAUUCUCGGCAAUAUCGGUAUCGGCCAAUUCAGAUACCGAUAUUGCCGAUAAUACCUCCUAGGACUGCCAGGCUCAUUACAAGCCCGGCGGUCCUGGGGGGGGGGCAGAGAGCAAGCGCUUACUCACCUCCCAGCAGCUCCUCCAGCUCCCCAGUGCAACUUUCGCGAGACCCGCGGCCGUCAGAGCGUUGCCAUGGAUCACCAUGGCAACGCUCCGCGCGACACGCUGGCCGCGAGAGUUACACUGGGGAGCUGGAGGAGCUGCUGGGAGGUGAGUAAGCGCUUGCUCUCUGCCCCCCCACAGUGUGUGUGUGUUUGUGUAGUGUGUUUAAUGCAGUGUGUGUGUAGUGUGUGUAUAUAAUGCAGUGUGUUUGUGUAGUGUGUUUAUAUGUGUUUAUAUAAUGCACACUACACAAACACACUGCAUUAUAUACACACACUAUACAAACACACACACUCUGCAUUAUAUAAACACACUACAUUCACUAUACACACACUACAUUCACUAUACACACACUACAUUCACUAUACACACACAGUCUGCAUUCAUUAUAUACACACACACUUUGCAUUUAGUAUAUACAGCAUUCACUUUACGCACACUACCCACACACUACACAAACACACUGCUUUCAUUAUAUACACACUACACUAAUACACACUGCAUCCACUACACACACUAGACAAAUACACACUGCAUCCACUACACAAACACACAUUGCAUCCUCCACACACACUACACACACACAAUGCAUCCAUAACACACACACUACACAAACACACACUGCAUCCACUACACAAACACACACAGUUCCCCUGUCACACUGCAUCCACUACACGUGGCAUGUAUAUUUUGUGCAUUUACCUUUAGAAAUAGUUUUUAUUUUGGUAAAUGUACAGAAUAUCGGCAAAUUAUAUCGGCUAUCGGCCUGAAAGUUCACAGAAUAUCGGUAUCGGCUCUGAAAAAUCAAUAUCGGUCGAUCCCUACUGGUGACCUCUCCUCCCCCGCCGACGUCAGCUCCCGAGUGGACUGGUAUGCGCGCUAAGCGCCGCACGCGCGCAUUCAAACAGUCCAUAGGAAAGCAUUAUAUGCAUUAUAUAAACACACUACAUUCACUAUACACACACUACAUUCACUAUACACACACUACAUUCACUAUACACACACAGUCUGCAUUCAUUAUAUACACACACACUUUGCAUUUAGUAUAUACAGCAUUCACUUUACGCACACUACCCACACACUACACAAACACUCUGCUUUCAUUAUAUACACACUACACUAAUACACACUGCAUCCACUACACAAACACACAUUGCAUCCUCCACACACACUACACAAACACACAAUGCAUCCACAACACACACUACACAAACACACACUGCAUCCACUACACACACUACACAAACACACACAGCUCCCCUGUCACACUGCAUCCACUACACGUGGCAUGUAUAUUUUGUGCAUUUACCUUUAGAAAUAGUUUUUAUUUUCCAAAAUGGUAAAUGUACAGAAUAUCGGCAAAUUAUAUCGGCUAUCGGCCUGAAAGUUCACAGAAUAUCGGUAUCGGCUCUGAAAAAUCAAUAUCGGUCGAUCCCUACUGGUGACCUCUCCUCCCCCGCCGACGUCAGCUCCCGAGUGGACUGGUAUGCGCGCUAAGCGCCGCACGCGCGCAUUCAAACAGUCCAUAGGAAAGCAUUUCCUAUGGACGUUCUGCACGCUGGAUGCAAUUUUUCGCAUCCAGCGUCGCAGAAGUGCCUCUAGCGGCUGUCAGGAAGACAGCCACUAGAGGUUGGAUUAACCCUGCAAUGUAAACUUAACAGUUUCUCUGAAACUACUAUGUUUACAUAUGAAGGGUUAAAACCUGGGGGACCUGGCACCCAGACCACUUCAUUGAGCUGAAGUGGCCUGGGUGACUAUGUCCCUUUAAUCCUGCAAAGAAAACAUUGCCGUUCCUGCAGAAAUUAAUAACAAUUGUGAGCACCUACUUUGAAGAGUUUCCCUGCUAUUUACCAUCAUUAGCUAUAACUCAUGAUCGACGAUUGGGAUUUCACAUAUUGCACAGUAGUUGUCUAUGGAUCUGGGUUGUAACUAAAAUGAGAAGUUCAAGUUUAAAGCUAAAGGAGCUGAACUGGAAGCAUAGCUGAAUUGGAGAAUUUUUCUGGUAUGGCUAUUUUGACUUUAAAUUCCCACUUAAUUGUAUGGAGGCACCUAGUGCUUUUGCAGCUUUUGGCAAAUUAAAGGCCAUUAACUGAAGAGUAAAAUGUGAACACAUUGCCUUUGGUUGGGCUAUAAAUGCAAAAAAAAAAAAAGUGAUAACCGUGCCACUUUUAGUCCUUUGCCAUGUGCUCAUGUUCAUCUGGGAAUCACAUUUCUCUUCCAAUUAAAUGCUUUCUGGUUUGCUCCUAUAGAACCUAUGGAUCCCUUUGUGCCACAAGAAAAAUAAUCUCCCCCAAUCCACUUCAUCUCUUCACUACACAAUACAACCAGCAACCACCCCUUUACUCACAUGGAACUCAAAUGCUCUUCUGACAUGCACACUCUGAUUAAUAGGGAGCACAAGAACAUCAUAUUUCAUUUCACUGAUUUACAUUUUAUUGUAACACAGUCUGCUUCAUAAGGUAGCAAAUCUUGUUCUCUGAUAUAUAUGCUGAUACAUUGUGAAAUCUUCUUAUUUCUCUUGUAAUGAGCAAUUUGAUAUGUUGUUUUGAUAAAUGUCUGAAUACCAUAGAGUAUUUAGACCUUUGGACAUUUCAAAACAAAGUAGUUGAAGAAAUUGCUGCAAAUAGUAUUCACAGACCAAUUGUUUUGUGUCUUUUACAUUAAGACCUUGAAUAUCCACUUUUUUCCAUUUUGUUCUUAGUUUUAAUUAUAAAUAUCAAUUGUUGGUAUAUUCUGUGUAGGUAAUGUUUGCUUAUUUGCUGUAUGUGUGCGUAGUUAUGUGCAUUUACCAUUAUAAUACAAUGUGCCUGUGCCAUGCAGUUUCCUUAAUAACUAUUUUGUUCUUUAGUUACGAGAACAGAUUAAUUCAGACCACAGAGCCAGAGCAAUGCAAGAUGUAAGUAUUUUAUUUCCUCCCCUUGUUAUUCCCAGCUUAAUUAUAAGGCAUAGAUUUGAGUUGUAUCAAACCAAUGAAUACACUAAUAUGUUUUUUUUUUUUUUAUUUGCAGCGAUAUAUGGAUGUCAGCUCAAAUCUAAGAGAUUUGUAUGAAGAUAAAGAUGGGUAAAACAAUAUUUUUUUAAUCAUUAAGCUAAAGAAAACUAGUUUAUUUUAAAGUCCAUUAUUUUUAAUAACUUAAAAUGUAUACAUUUGUCAUCUCCUGUUUUAUAUAUGUCUAUACCCUAUAUUUUAAAUAUGUUUAUAAUGUGCAUUUUUCAACAUGGUGACAUUUAAGAGUUGCAUGGAUUUAAAUUGUAUUUUUAUCUAUAACAAAAAAGGCUUUAUCUCUCCAGGCUUUCACUGUUUAUUCUAAAAUUGUGGUACUUUCUUACCUUGCAAACGGGUCUGUCUGCAAGUAUAAAUGAAGAUAUUCAUGUUUACAUGAUAUACUCUGAAUCUACUUGCAGUGUCUAACAAAUUGUGAUUAUUUGUAUUUAUAUAUAGAAUACUUUUUACUGGUUUAACUGACGUUUCUAUGUAAUAUGUUUUUAUGUUGAAAACAGCGUUAUUAAAAUAGAUGUAAUGAUUUUCAUUCCAGACUGAGGAAGGAAGAGCUGAAUGCAAUUUCAGGACCAAAUGAAUUUGGAGAAUUCUACAACAGAUUGAAACUAAUCAAAGAAUUUCACAGGAAACAUCCAAAUGAGGUGUGUUGAUUUUAAAUCAUUGCCCACACUAAGAUGAAUAUUUAGAUCUGCAGUAUACCAAAUUUAAAACACAUUUAGUUCAGUGUCAGAACUCAAGUUUGUUAGAAAUAGCACAGUUAUAUCCAAUUAUUCCUAAAAAAAAAAUAAUAAUAAUUUUAUAGCUAUAGAGAGUAGCUAUUCAUGCAAUGUUAAAAAGCUAUGCUACAUGAUGAACAGUACCCAAUGAAAGAUCAGGAAAGAUUUAAGCCCUGGGCUGUUUCAAAUCAUAUGACUGCAUUUGUUAUGCUACUGCUGUUAAAGACAGUCCUCUCACAGACCAGCUAUCUAGUGCUGUGUUUCUACACCUCGCGUAUAUGUAGGUAUGGACCCUGAUAAAGUGAUCUCAUUAUUUAUAUAGCAUUGUUGAGAAUCUAUGUCAUAGAUCCGCGUAGUAAAAAAUCUGACCCUUAACCACUAGUUUAUAAUUCCUAUGAACCACCAAAACUCAGUGAUUAGUAAGGGUUCUUGGAAAAUUUUCUCAACCUAGGGUUUUUUAAUGCGAAAACCCAUUUUAUAAAUGGAAAGAUUAGUAAGCAAUAUAAUUAUAUGCAAUAUCCCUGUGGUAUGACAAACAUUGUAUUUGUUUUUUAAAGAUCUGUGUACCCAUGUCCGUUGAGUUUGAUGAGCUUCUAAAAUCCAGAGAGAAUCCAAGUGAAGAAGCACAAAGUAAGUAAUUGACAAAUGACACACCAAUUGUAAAUCCCCAGUUAUAAUGAGAUGUGGAUCAGAACAUUCGCUUAUUAUAUUUAAAGUGGUACCAUUGAUUUAGAAAAAGGUAAAUCAUAUUUCCAUUUUAUCAAUUAAUACACCUUUUUUAUCACAAUGCCUUACUGGCACUUGCAACUGCUGACUUUGAAGAGUGUUCACAAGUCUUUUUAUCUAUAUGUCUUUCAGUAAUGCUUUACCACUUAGGCUGUAAGUUGCUUGUGUGUUUAUCGCAAAAUGCACACAUUUGAGUUUAUCUACAUUAAAUCGCAUUAGUUCAUCUAGAUGUGUGUCUAGUGCAACUAGUUGCACGUGGCUUUCAGUGCUUUCCUGGGAUCUGUUACCCAUUGAGACAAGUUAUUAAUGUCAGAUUUGAUUUUUUUCCUUGUUCACAGAUUUAGUAGAGUUCACAGAUGAAGAGGGUUAUGGCAGAUACCUUGAUCUACAUGAUUGCUAUUUGAAGUACAUUAAUUUGAAAUCAUCAGAAGUAAGCAUGCUAACAUUCCUUUAUUUGUGCACAAUUAUCCCUCCUGUUGCAUUUAAAAAAAAAAAAAAAAUCUGUUGUAUUCACCCAAGUUUAUGGCUAGGCUCAUGUUGUCCCUUCUGCAUUCUUUUCUUUGACAUGCUAAAUAAAGAUGCCAAUGCUUUUCCUUUUGUCUGUGUUAAUGUGUAAUUAUCCUGCUUUCAAAAAGUUGUGGAUACAACAAACAUAUUUGUUUAAUAGAUAUUUGCAUGAUAGAUUCCAAUAUAUCAAAUGUAUACACAUAUACCCCCAAUUUUGAGUAAUACGGAACAGAAAUAAGUAAGCGGUUACGAUUAAAAUAAAUAAAUAUAGAUAAGAUUUUUUUUAUUUUUAUUUUUUUGGUACCCUGAAAAAUCUUCUAUUGUUUGUACUUAUUUGAUGUUGCAUUUUCAGAAAUUGGAUUACAUCACAUAUUUAUCAACCUUUGAUCAGCUUUUUGAUAUCCCCAAAGAGAGGAAAAACGCAGAAUACAAAAGGUUCGUAUUAAAUAGUAAAUUUUUCAUUGCACUUGUUAGAAAUGGCUAGACAAAGAAAAUUAACAUUUAAAAGAAUAUGCACCACUUUGAGACAACUCUUAUUCAAAAGCUUUAGCUUUGAGACAGUUGCUUCAUUCUGCAAGCUGGGAAAAAAGCAUAUUAUUAUUUUGUAUUUAUAUAGCGCCAUCAAAUUCUGUAGCGCAAGAUAGAUAGAGAUAUAUAUAUAUAUAUAUAUAUAUAUAUAUAUAUAUAUAUAUAUAUAUAUAUAUAUAUAUAUAUAUAUAUAUAUAUAUAUAUAUAUAUAUAUAUAUAUAUAUAUAAUAAUGUGUUAUUUUGUAUAUUUACUAGGGAUCGACCGAUAUUGAUUUUUGAUUUUUUAGAGCCGAUACUGAUGAUAUGUGAACUUUCAGGCCGAUAGCAGAUAACUUGCCGAUAGUCUGUACAUUUACCAUUUUGAAAAAAUAAACUUUUUCUAAAGGUAAAUGCACAAAAUAUACAUGCCACAUGUAGUGGAUGCAGUGUGUUUAGACAUUGGAGUGGUGUGUAUUUGUGUAGUGUGUGUGUGUGUAUAUAAUGAAAUGCAGGGUGUGUUUGUGUAGUGAGUAUAGUGUAGUGAAUAUAGUGUGUGUGUGUUUUUAAGGCAUUUUUUUUUUUUUUUAUAUGGUUAAUUUUUUUUGUCCCUCCUCCUCCCUGCUUGUUUGUGAUUUACCUAACCCAUUAUUAUUUAUUAUAGGGUUAAUGUUGGGUUAUGUUUAAUGUAGCAGGCUGCUUUGAGAGUCCUGUGCGAAUUAUAAGGACUUUUCUCACUAUUCCUAUUGGCUUAGCUCCUUACAAUGUGUGAAGCUGUUUACUUUCAAUUUUUGUUUGACCUUAGAAUUAAUGCAUCUAUUUGUACAUGCUAUCAAGGCAUAACAAUAGUCACCAGGUGCAGGUAUUUUAUUCUACUAUUAUUUUUAUUAAUUACUAGGCUAUUGCAUUCCCUGGUGGUGCAGUGGGGGGCCGGCAGCAAGCUGUGACUUACCUUCCCAGCUGCUCCCUGUGUAAAUCUCGCUGCCUGCUUGCCGCGUGGAGCGUUGCCAUGGUAGCCUGUGGCAACACUCUGCGGCCGCGGUUCUCGCGAGAUUUACACAGGGAGCGGAAGGGAGCUGCUGGGAAGGUAAGUCACAGCUUGCUGCCGUCCACCCCAGGAACGCUGUGCUUGUAAUGGGCCCAGCAGUCAUGGUAUAUGUUAUUGGCAAUAUCGGUAUCUGAAUUGGCCGAUACCGAUAUUGCCGAAAUUACAGAAUAUAGGCAGAUAAUAUCGGUAAAACUGAUAAUCGGUCGAUCCCUAAUAUUUAUUGCUUCUUCCUUCUUAUACUAUUCACACCCACACUGUGGGACACUAAUAAAACCAAUCAGUGUCCUAUCCAUAGAAAUACUGGAAUAGUUCAUUGUGUAUGUCUGACAGAUUUACACUUGUUCAAUUCACAUUGCAACAUCCUGACAGGAGAAAGAGAAAGUGUCUGAUUAGGUUGAUUCAUGCAGAGCAGUGUCUGGUUUCUCUCUCCUGCUGCUGCACAAUGAUGCCCUGUUUAUUAGAUAACUGAUCCAAUACUCUAAUCGGUGUGGAAUGGAAAAGGUGGGAAGCUGAAGAAACUCACCCAGCUGAGAGGUGUUCACAACAAUACAGUCUAACCAAGUUUAUUUCAUACUUUUCAAAGUUUUUCUUGAUUUUGUUUUGUAGAUUUGUUUAAAAGUUUGUUGGUUUAAAAAAAAAAAAAAAGUCUAGUGAUGUAUGUCCCUUCAAAUAUUUUUCGUUUUACCACGGACCUUCUGCACAUGUGGCAUUUUUUUUUUAUUUUAUUAUUAUUAUUAUAAUACUGCUUAGGUACUUAAGUUUUUUUAGGUACACAACCAUCAUUCUUGUUCACUUGCAUAUUCUUUCCAUAUACAUAUCAAACAAAUAUGAAACAAAGAUUUAUUGCAGUACUGUUGCCCCCUCUUUAUGAAAUAUGCCGUAUUGUCUUAUUGGAAGUUCGCUGAAAUUUCAAGCCAGACAAAAAAUAUACUGGGACACAGUAGGGGACUACUUUGUCUCGCUAUUUUUCGUACACUUGACACUAGUGGGAGCUAUCCUCGUCGGCAAGUGUUUAUCCCUUGACAGCUGCAAGGAAAUGGCUCUAUCUAUGGAGGAUCCUUUAGCAUCCUCCAUAGCCGCCUCUGUUGUACUCUCACGCAUCCAUGAGAGUAUAGCAACAAUGUCAUCUCCUAGUACCAGAAGCAGAAUAGGAUAGUGGAGCUGCAAGGGAUAGGUUCAGGUAAAUAGAACUCACCUUUACCACAAUAGUAUUAUAGAAAGUAUAAUCCCAAUCUGAAAUUGUUGUUUGCAUUUGCUUAUCCUGUAGUAAAUGAAGAACUAUUUUACUUUUCUAAAUAUUUCUACAGGUACUUGGAAGGUGUUCUAGAAUACCUUCAAGAUUACACAGACCGGGUGAAGCCGCUGUUGGACCAGAAUGAACUCUUUGGGAAGAUACAAGCAGAUUUUGAAAAGAAGUGGGAUAGUGGGACAUUUCCAGGCUGGCCGGUAAAUUUCAGCAUCAACUUCAGUUGAAUUUGUAUUUGUUUACAGCUUAUGAGAGUUGGUAAUACAUUAGAAACCACAUGAAAAGUCGCAAGAUGCACCCAAUUGUCCCGCACUUUCUUAAGAUUUGGGAGCAGCUUCUGCAAAGCUACAGGUUACUUAGUGCUGUAUGCAAGCCACUAGUUGGUGGAAACUAUUUUUUUUUUUUUUUUUUUUUCCUCAACAGAACACAUUUUAGUGUGUGAUAAAUUUGUACUUAUAUAUUGUAUAAGUGGAGCUAGUUACAGGGACUGUCUUUCACCAUAAACACCCUUAUGAUCCUUUUAAUAUAUUGUCCUUAGCAUAUGUUGUCUGCAGUCUAUGAUGGGUAAGUUGGAAGCUGUAGUUAUAUGUGUAAGUGCAGUUAAAUGGGUGGUUCCUGUUCAUUUUGUGUAUAGUUUGCUGUUGGAAUUGUGUGACAAUUGGUUAUCUGAAAUGUUCUAAUACUAGUAUAUUUUCUCACUUGCAGAAAGAGACAAGCAGUGCCCUCACUCAUGCUGGAGCUCAUUUAGAUCUCUCUGCCUUCUCUUCUUGGGAGGUAGGUACAUUGACAAGUUAAUCUGGUGCAUGUACACCACAAACAUACUGGCACUUUACUUGUUAAUUGUGACUCAAGUUGUGCCUUGUAACAACUUAAAAUUAUAUACCAGAGCCCCAAAUCUUCCCAUGUCAUCAAUAUUUCACUAACCACUGUCAAGUGAGAAUUAAGUGUCAUUGACCCCUUUUACACACAGUGCUGUUUGAAAGCAGCAGUCUAUUGUAACAGUGGAGUUAUAUCUGAUAUUAGUGGCUGUUAUAAGGGGGGUAAACCAACUAAUGUACCACACUAUCAUGAGUUUAAAGAGUGUAGACAUCUGAUGAUCCACCACCAACCCUCACAGGCACUACUAAGUUCAGUACUUCAGACUCCUAGAGAGGCUGAUUAUAAGUGGGUUACAUCAAAAGUAGACUUUCUUUUCCUCAAUUAGUCACAGUGAAUUACUUUUUAAAAAAGCAAAUCAUGUAUUACAUGAUUUAAAAAUUACAUUUUGCUAGUAGCAGAGAAAUGGAAAUUUUGUGAAAUAAGUGUGUGUGUGUGUAAUAUAUAGGUGACAUGGAUUGUGUGUGUGUGUGUGUGUGUAUAUAUCUGAAUGAUAGCACUCCAAGGACUAAAAAAAUUAAUUUGUGGUCUCCUGUCUUUAAUAUGAAACAAAAGCAGAAACAUGUGUUCUUAAAGGGAUAUUCUAAGCAACAAAACAGUUUUAGCUCAAUGAAGCUGUUUUAGUGUAUAGCUCAGGGAUCAACCACCCUUUUUGCAUAUGGGCUGGAUGCCAAGUCUGUAUUUGCAAAGAGGGCCACAUUCAUCUUCAUAGCUAAAAUUGUAAUAUAUUAAUAACAAUAGACACAGGAAACAAGCUCAUUUAUUAAUGCUCAUCUUUCAGCAGUUUAGUAGAUGACCCCCUAAUUUUGUUUCCUUAUGUGAGAUUGCCAUAUAUAAGGAUGCCAAAUUAGAGAACUCUCUACUAAACUGCUGACAGAUCAAAAUAAAAAAGCCCCUUUCUUCUCGACAUGACUCUUCCUCUUCUCAUCCAUGUCACCUAUAAAUUUUGAAUAUAUACAGUUUUAGCAUGACUGUUAAUUUUCAGAACAUUUAAAUAUCCCGCACAAAGCCAUACAUAUAAACAUGCAGUAAUUCAGAAACAGUACUGCAAAAACAUACACUGACUCAUAGAGACACACAUACUCACAGACACACAUACAAACAGUCGUACAAUGUGUGUGUGUGUCUUUGCUAGUUUUUGUGUCCUCCUUUAUGAAUUGAAUUGUAACGACACACAGGAGGCUCCUGCAGGCUAUUAACAGAGCAAUAGAGAAGAAACUGUGCAAUAAGGGAAGUUUAUACAUUAGAUCUUUUUGCAAGAAAUGUGUUGGUAGACUCGAUAUGUCACAUACAGGAGAGGUGUAGCUAGGGCUGCAUAAACAAAGUGGUUUAACUCCCUAAUGGCAGAUAAUUGAGCAGUGAUACUGCUGGGGCAUGGUCUAUACACCAAAACCACUCCAUUAAGUUUAAGUUGUUUUGCUGCUUAUAAAGUGUCCCUUUAAAUAUUCCAGACUUGGUCAAACAAAUGCAUGUGUUUAUCUUCGUACCUUGGUAAAAUCCAAUGUUACAAUUUUACAAUAGUUUUUUCAUUUUUAUAAUUUUUUAUGAACUUUGAGCAUUAAAGUGGCACUUUAAGCAAGCAGUGGUGCUUAUGGUGCCAUGGUCCCUUGCAGCCAUCUCUCUACUAAGAGCCCUGCUGUUUUCAAACGAUCUGACAUACCACCACUAUUGCUGAAGCAAACGUUCUGCUUAAUCUUUAGAAAUAUCAAUUCAAUCCAUCAUUGCAUAACACUUGUUGGCUAAGUGUCAGUUGACACUGCUUAGCCAUAAAGUUCUGUCCAAAGUUGGGAAAAAAAUGUUUUUCUACAGGGGAAGGGGAAUCUUAACUUUAGUGAUAUAUGUGAAAAGAAGCCAAACCAUUGGGCCUCAGGUACAUGUUGGUUCGAAAACAUGAUCUGUAGUAGCAGGAUGGUGCAAAGAGUGGUUAAGGUGCAUGCCCAUUUAACUUAACUAUCACAUUGCGUAAUACACAUUUUUACGCUGUAUAUUGUUUUUGUGGUGGUGCAAGUCCAUUAAAAUCUUGAUUGAGUUCCCUUCAAGGCUUGUAUGUUAAAGAUAGUUUUGUUUUGGUCAUUCUCACAUCAACCUUUAUUUGGUAGUAAUGGUGAAAUAUCCUAGCCCAGCUAGGGUAAGCAUGUCACCUUCGAUUACUGAGUGCUUGCAGCAUUUCUUGUUUGUAACAUUUGAUGUAUUUGUGGUGUGUUCUACACUGAACAGUUAGGGCAAAGUUACAAAAUGUGUUUAAGGGGAUUUUUUUCUUUUUAUGUCCAUGGCAGGAAUUGGCUUCUCUUGGAUUGGACAGGUUAAAAUCUGCUUUGAUGGCUUUAGGAUUAAAAUGUGGAGGGUAAGUAAAUAUUUUCAUCAAUACUAUCUAUGUUCAGUUUAAAACUACUACUUCCCAGCUAAUGAUGUUUGGCAUGCUCAGAAUGCUGCUGUAACAUGUAUGUGUCUACGAUAUAGACACAUGUGUUUGUGUAUGUAAAUCAUAAGUGCCAGAACACGACCUUCUCAAACACUUUACACAGUGCCUGCCCUUGCAGAGCAACCCAUAAUCUGUGAAGAUAGCAGCCGUGUAACAGUCAAUUGGAUUGUGUAUAUGAUGUGUGUAAAGUAUCCAUGUGACUAUAUUUGUAUAAGACUUAUGUCAUGCAGCGUUAACCAUCAGUUGUGCUACAGAAGGACAGCAUAUUUUAGUUGAGCUGUUUGUAGAGUGGAAUGGCCACUCUAAAUGACGCCUUUGUUUACUAGUAUAAGGUUGGUUAACGCCAUAUGUUUUAGGUCACCAUGACACACAGCCGAGUAGCCAUGUGCCCAGUGGUCUAUCUCUAAGAGACAUGACCGUGAAAUAAGCACCUUGAAAUUCUGCUUCACAGUGCUGCCUCAGAGGCCCUCUUAUUUCUGAAUAUUUUUUUUUUCUUCAGGUAAAUCAUGUAACUAAAUUAAAGCUCUUCAUACCACUGCUCAUACGUGCAAUGCAAUUAUUUUAGGUGGUUCUUAUUCACAGAUCAGUACUUUAGGAUAUGAUACCUUGCAAUUAUUACAUAAUGUUAGCUAGUGUACUGUAAAUAUAUUUUUACUUGUGUGUAUGUAUUCAUUUCGUAAUGUUGUUUCCCUUUAUAAAGAAUGCAUUUGUUUUGUUUGCAUUAAUAUGUAUUAUACUUCAUUUUAUAUCCUAGAACUCUAGAGGAAAGAUCCCAGAGGCUUUUUGGCACAAAAGGCAAAUCUUUGGAAGCUCUGGAUACCUCUUUGUUUGCAAAAAAUCCCAAAGCAAAGGGAACAAGAAGGUAAAGUGAUAAAAUCUUCAGUUAUUUUUCAGUGUGUAGUAAUUUAGACAAAAUAACUACAUCUAAAGCAGAGCACUUUUUGUGUUUUGUUUUGCUCUGGUUAUUUCACCCCUGUCCUUUUAUUUUUAUUUGUGUUCUCCAGGAUAUAGUUUUAUUUUUUUUCCCUGUCUUUGUUUUCUUUGCUUACCUCCAACUAUUAUGAACAAUGCACAUUACUGCAGAUGGCCUGUGAUUGUAGACUAAUAUGUACUAGUAGGCACUGCAGUUUACAUUCAAAGACAGACGUAUAUAUUGUUUAAUGGAUUUGUUUUAUUUGAAAAAUGUAUUUAUAUAUUCUGCAGAGACACUGAGAAGAACAAGGACAUUGCAUUUCUUGAAGCUCAGGUUUAUGAAUAUAUUGAAAUCCUAGGGGUAAGUUAAUAAACCAUAACCCUUCUUUACUAUUUCUUAUCUCUUUAAGCAUUUAUAUUUCUCUGCGUGACUUUUCCUAAAGUUAUAGAAGAAUAUUAACCUGUUACAGGGACCCUCUGAGCAACAUAACCAGUACAGCUUGUAGUAGAGGUUAUGUUACAUAAGAGUCCAUUAGUGUUUAAAAAUGGCUUUAAAUUAACAGAGGGUUUUCCUGAAAUCCAGGAACUGCCCUGAUUUUGACUGUAAUGAUUAAGGUUAAGUUGUCAUGGUGCCAGGGGGGCUGGCUAUGUUGUGUCUUCCAAUGUUAAACCAUUUUUGAUAUGGAUUAAUACACCAGUGGAAUUAAUAUUAUGUUUGAAGUAUUAUUUAAUAGUGCAGAGUGCAUACUAGCAGCCAAUGAAUUCUGUGAUUUAUAGAUUAGUUUCCAACUACCUACUGUGCAUGAAACAUGAAAUGCUCAUUUGAAUUUUCUGUUCCUGCUAUGUGCACAAACUGUUGAAAUCUUUUUGGAAGUCUUGUGAGUUUGAAGUUUAUGAUUUGAAGAAUCCUGUUUUAUGAACGGUUAUAUACUUCUCAUUGACAGGUUUUUCAGGCAGGUGGCAGGCUUUCUGUUCUUACAUGGUAUACCUUUCUAUCACUGCCUCCCAGUGCACAUGUUUCUUGUUUUGGGCAUGGCAAAAUACAUAGAAUACAGUCUUACAACUCAGUCUUUUGAGCUGGUUACAGAAAAUACAAAGACCAUUGAAGUGUCUUACCAUUUGACCUUCACUUGUCGUUUUUUUUUAAAUGUGCAAACAUGUACAAAAGAACACUGUGAACAUUAUCAAUACUAUAAUCCCUUAUGUUAUAUUUCUAUUUCUUCUGCUUUUAGGAGCAAAGACACUUGACCCAUGAGAAUGUACAGCGCAAACAGGCCCGUACAGGGGAGGAAAGAGAGGAGGAGGAAGAAGAACAAAUUAGUGAGAGUGAGAGUGAUGAUGAGGAUAAUGAGAUAAUUUACAAUCCCAAAAACCUACCUCUUGGUUGGGAUGGCAAGGUGAGUUGUCCGUAUGCCGCAUCUGUCAGUUGUGUUUAUCCCGCAAAAUCAUCUGUAAUAUAAGAGAAAAAAAUUAUGUGCUGUGAGAUCUCUCACUAUCUUUUUGUGUUUUGCAGCCUAUUCCAUACUGGCUGUACAAACUGCAUGGCCUGAAUAUCAAUUACAACUGUGAGAUUUGUGGAAACUACACAUACCGGGGACCCAAGGCCUUUCAACGUCAUUUUGCGGUGAGCUGCCUACUCUUUCUAUAUUGUUACAAUCAAUUCUGUUUGUUGCCCAUGUUAGUAGUGAGCCAGAGGUCCCAUAGCCUAUCAAAGAUGGUAGUCAUGCAUCUGACUUGUGCAGACAAAUUAUCCAUUAAAAAUGUAUUUUAUUUUGAUCGAAGGUAGGUCAGUUUUUUAGCCAGUAUUGCGCCAUAGCUUGUCUGGCAGCUAAAGUCAAUUUAUGUAAGGGUUUCUGUUCAGGUUUGGGCUAGUCGUCCAAGGAUCUGGAUAGCAGGAAGAUCCAGGGGUCAAGAUUAACUUGGAUAAUAGAUUGCCCACCCUUCCCUAAAAACCUUGGGCUUCCGGACACUCCCACCACAUGUGGACAUAGGUACCCUCUCUGGCCACAUCACCUCCAGCAAAGAUCAUCUGGGGUCUUGUGCAUAUGAAAGAGUUUGAUGGAGCAUAGUCUUAGAAGACUGCUAGAUCACUUUCCUUUUAAUGCUACAAUCACACAGGAGAGGGUGCUUACAGAGUGCUCUGUACUGUGUAAACUGGGAUUUCUUCUUUUGUCAAUAGAGAGAAUCCCUCUAAUUUAGGAGUAUGGUAAGAGUUAAUAUUUAAGCGUUAGAGAAAGUGUAGGGUUAAAUGGCUACCUCAUUGUUUGAAUUUCUACCUGUGGCCCUCCUCAGCUGCUAGUAGCUCAUUGACUCUCAGCUGACAGAUCCCAAAUGAAAAGUUCAAACCAUUGUUAACCCCUUAAGGACACAUGACAUGAUUCCCUUUUAUUCCAGAAGUUUGGUCCUUAACCCCUUAAGGACCAAACAUCUGGAAUAAAAGGGAAUCAUGACAUGUCAUGUGUCCUUAAGGGGUUAAACGGUUUGACUCUUUAGUGUGAGCGGGCACCUUAACCACUACAGAGCUGUAGUGGUUAUGAUGCUUGGUGUGUUCUUUUGAAAGGUAAAAAGUCUAAUGCAUUUCUAACCUUAGAAAUCUAACCUUAUUUCUAACCUUAGAAAUUUCAUUUAAUGCUGAUUAUAUGGUCUAAUUAUUUCAUGCAAACAGCUUGGGUAUUGCAAAAUGUGAAUAGAUAGUUUAUUAAUGGAUCUAAAAAACUGAACCUCCGUGCCAUAUAGUUUGGUUCUCCUGAUGGCACCCCUGGAUACACAUUCUAAUCUUCAUUAGAAAGCAGUAGGUGUGGUCAUAGUUAAAACCGAGUAGCACAAGAAGGUACUGUACAAAAGCUAACCAGAAAAAGUUAUGGACUCUAGGUUAUGGUUGUGUGUUUAUAUACGAUUUGUUGUGUUUUUGUGCUAGGCAGUUAAAGCCAGGUGAGUUAUCUCAAUUGCCAUAAAAUCACAAUAUCAUCCAUGACGAUACAGGAGGGGCGGUGUUAUAUUACAUCCCUCUGCCCAUAACACCCAGUGUCUGACAGAGUAUACUUGCCCAUUGGAUUUUGACUCCCGUGCUGCUUGGCCAUGCUACCAAAUAAAGGUUGAAGGAGCAGCAAGUGACGGGUGAAGGAGUAGGGACUCAAAAGGUUGUAUUGGCAUCGAAAUAAAAGUGGAAGAAACAGUGGAUGGUCUGGGUGACAAAAGUAGGAAAUGUGUAGAGUGAAAAAGAUAGGGGGGGAAAGGCUCAUGGGUAGAGUGAUUAGUGAGUGAGAGGGGACAUGGGCAGACAGAAGUGGGCUGGAAAAGGGACAUGGCAGAGACACAAGUUGUGGAAAGGGGACAGGGCAGCAAGACACAAGUGGGGUAAAAGAGGUGCAUGGGCAAAGAGACCCAAGUCUUGCUAUCACACACAAGGCUCUUUCCUAUUCAUUUAUAAAGUUAAUAAAAUUGCACAUAAAAUAUCUGUUCUGGUGAUAUUUCCUUUCCGAGCAAAAAUCAUUAAACUAGUAAACAGAUGUUACUUGUAUGAAAAUGUAUGAAUUAAAAAAAUCUUACUGAAUUGCGUAUUUUUCUGAAAAAAACGAUAUAUUUGUUACCUUAUAUCAUACAGUCCUAUAGGUAGUUUGAUCCCCUCUCCUUUUUCCUGGGAUAAAACGGUCGAUUAGCUAUCCUGUUUGUAUCUCUGAAAUUACUCUAUUUGCUGUAAAUCUUCCACUUCUUCAGGAAGCAGUCCUGGCUCUCAUUGAAUGCACUUGGUAUGUCUCACAAACUCUUGCCAAGAGUGAAGAUACAGCAUAUGUGUAGUACAUUAUUACACCAAAUUGCCUCACUGAUGUUAUUUCUUGAAGAUGGCAAAAUUAUAGAAAGCUAUAAUGACAAUGUUAGUAAAUUUACAGUUUUCUCAAAGUUUUUAGGCUAUUCCACUAAAGUUUGGAAUAGCAGUGUUUAUCUGGUUUCCUUGUACGAGUCUUUUCAAGCUAUAUGUAUCUUAUUCCCUUUUGGUAUACCACAGCCAACUGUUUCCACAAAUGAUUUACUGCUGCAACAUUUGCUAGUGUGUAUAUUAUGACAGAGUAUAUUGAUUCACAUUUUGAGGGUCUAUCUUCCUAGUUUUAUUGCUCUAGCAGCCCUUGCUUUUUCAUCUUUUGAGUGACUAAAGUAAGUUUUAUAGACGAGAUAACUUAAGGUGUGUCUGUUUUACAUAAUAAGUUAACACUUUUUCAUCUCUCUCCUCAUUUAGGAGUGGCGUCAUGCUCAUGGCAUGAGGUGUCUCGGGAUUCCAAACACUGCUCACUUUGCUAAUGUCACACAGAUUGAAGAUGCAGUUUCCUGUAAGUUUCUAUUUUAUGUAUCAACAAUUGUUGUUGUGCCACUUGUUUCACUCAGAAAUAUUGUGAAAAUGACAUCCAGGUCCAAAGUUUGUCCCUCUAGAUUUCCAAAAUGUCACUUCCUUCACUGGAUUAAUGGGGAUGUCAGUGAAGCGAGACUUAGCUGAGUUUGGGAGCACUUGGGCAUCUCAGAGGGUAGAUGGGACUCCCAACUAUACACAGAAUUAAUAUUUUCCACUCUGAAAUCUAGUUCCAAGCUGGCUUAUGACGUUAAAGGAGGUGGUGUUGAGUGCAUUUUGUCUAUAUGACAACAGUUCAUGAUGAAACACUACGCAUACAGACUCCGAGAACGAUCUCCACUUUCAACCUCCAGUAUCACUAUAAGAGACUCAUUUUAAUGCAGCUGCCAAACUGAGCAGUUGUCCUACAAACCUUGUUGUACUCCUUUACAAGAAGGUUACAAAAAGAAGCACUCGAGCACCUUUUAUAAAGAGAUCACAAAGAUGACCUGGGGAGAAACAGCCUAUUUUUUGUUCCAGACUAAUUUGUAGCACACCUUUACGGAGGCUAUGAAUGCUACUCUUUAAUCAGUUCAUUCUCUCGCUCUUGUGGCUAGUCCUCAGACAUGGAACCAGAUAUGUAAACAAGUUUCUUCAGUGUUUGGGGAAUGAUGGGUUCCUCCUCGUAAAGUAUUGCUUCUGAGGAUUUUGAUACAUUUUCUAAGUAGAAAUUGCUCAGAUUGACUGGUAGAGCAGCGGAGAGUAGUCUGAGAGAUCUAGAAAGUGUUGGGAAUGAGGAUCUAAGACCCAGUUAUCUGGGUAAAAAAAAAAUCUUCCCCUGGGAAUAAGAUUUCAGCUUUUGUUUUCCAUUUGGGAAGAAUGUCAUCAACUCCUAGAAGUAGCACACCAUUUUUGUUGUUUUUCUUUGAGGCAUAUGGGUAGUACAGUACAGAGUAAAAGGCAUGUUGUAGAAUGUAACAGACAUUAUUGGCAUAGUGGGGAUUACUUCUAGAUUAGCCAGCCUCAUUUUUUAAAGUAAAAUAAAAGUAUCAAGCUUGUCAAACAUGUCUUAAUGCAUUAAAUAUUUAGUUUUAGAGAUGCUACAAGACUUGAUGAGUACUAUAUGAGCAUUAACUUAAAGUACAUCCUAGUUUAAUCAAGGAGAAGAAAACCACUGAACAUGUUAUCCCUGCCCCAUCCUGACAGCUUCAAAAAUAUAUGUAAAAUGUGAAGACUAUAAAGGACAAGGCAAACAAGAAUAAAUUAGAGCAAAAUGGCUCCCACUUGUAGCAUGUAGAAAUUGAAAGCUUUAGGUAUUGGGCCUAGGUAAAACAAGGAGUCAUCUGAUAUUCAAAUCCGACUCACAUACUUGGGAACCAUGAUGAGUAUACUGGAGGAUAGCCUAGUGCAGUAAUAUAGCAAAACCUAGGCACCUCUCUCGCCCUGAGCUAAUGUGAAGGCCGGCAUCUCUAGACAACGGACCUGGUUGCUCUGAGUCAAAGUCCUUUCCAUUUCUGGAGCAGCAAGAUGGCUGACGUCCUUCUGCUGGUGUGGCAAUGCGUCUGGUUUAUAAACCUUUAGGCCUUCAGCCCAGGAGUGUGAUCGGUAUAGGGAACAAGCGCUUCAGCGAUUAUUUGGACCAGAUGGGGCUUCCUCUCGCCUCGCUGCUCUGGUUGCGGUAAAUUUUCCAGGGGCAAAUGCGGUGGUCUGGCUGCACACUUCUCCAGCUUCAUCCUAAAGAGGUUGAAGAUUUCCUUCAGUCUCACUAGGAUGUUUACACUGGAGUUGUGCUGAGCCAUCUGGCCUUCCUUGUGUUCUCCAUCUUGGUGAGUUUGACUGCUGGUACUGGCGGUGAGUGAGAGUAUGCUAGACAGCUCAGUGGUUGGCCGGGAUAACCCGCAGCUUAGGCACUGCCAUCCAUUGCCAAAGCUGGAGAAUAGUCUCUUGGUAAAUGUAGAUUAUCAACAGAUUUUACUGAGAUUAAUUUCCUGAAGAGGCUGCACCAAUUUUUUAUUUUUUUUAAUUUUUUUAAAUAUAGUUUUUAAUGUAGGUUUUUACAUUAGAAUAACAGAAUAGAACAAGAUUAUUCUCACAUGACCCUUAGGCAAUAAAGACAAAAUGUUUGUUCUAUUGAACUGUAAAAUAUACAGUUCUGAGUGGGCGCUUACGUACACGUGAAAGCUUACCCUCCUCAUCACCUGGGGCUUCGGGUGUGUUUAUCAUGUGUAUAGAGAUUAAAUGCUCACUCAAUUUUAUCUAUAUUGCCUGUUUGGAACAUCCUGUGUUUUACCCACUUCAUUUUGGAAAUGCAAAUCAGAAUCUCCAUAAUAAGGAAGUUUAAUUUUCCUGUAACUUUGUCCAUAAUAACUGUACAGAUUCAAAGCAGAUUCAUAUUUUGCAAACUGCUGGCUUUCUCAGACUAGAAAACUUGCAUCAAUUUGGUAAUACAAUUCAAUACAUUGUAACACACGUUUCUCUAUCUGCUGUGGCUUAUUUUGUCAGUAACUCUUGCCAAUAUCAUUUUUCAAUUCUUGAGAGAUAAAUAUAAAUAUAUAUAUAUAUAUAUAUAUAUAUAUAUAUAUAUAUAUAUAUAUAUAUAUCUCUAUCUAUCUCUAUAUCUCAAUUAGCCUGCCCUUAGGUGGGUCCCCACUAAGUUCUCAAGCUGGUUUUAGCUCGUUUUAUGCCAUUACAGAGAGAACCAGGCUAUUUGUUUCUCUGACUGAUUCCACCCAAAAGGUAAGAACAGAUCCUAAAUACUGUCCGACGCUCUCUUCAUGAGAGCUACAUCAACCCCAGACUAUCGUUUCAACCUUGUUAGGCAACAUCAGUGAGGUAUAGCCAAUAUCUCUCUAGGCACCGGGAGCAAGGUUUACCCUUUAAACUUAAGGAGAGCAAAAAACAAGUAUCAAGAGAGUGCUGAGAAUGGACAACAGCUCAAUUAGCCUGCCCUUCUUUGGGUCCCCGCUCAGUUCUCAAGCUGGUUUUAGCUCAUCUUGUGCCAUUAGAGGCUAAUUGAACUGUUGUCCGUUCUCACCUCUCUUGCUACCUGUUUUUUUCUUUCCUUAAGUUUAAAGGGUAAUCCAGACGUGGACCCCUUGCUCACGGUGCCUAGUGGGAUAUUGGCUAUACCUCACCGAUACCUUACAAGGUUGGAAUGAUUGUCUGGGGUUGCUGUAUCUCUCGUGCAGAGUGAACUUGCUGGCAUUUCAGAUCUGGAAUUAAAUUUCCUAAUUUUCUACCAUCUUGAGCUCUGUGUUCUUGUAGGACUGGCACCAAUAACCUCCAUUUAUUAUAACUACUACAAUCAGUUGUAGUGCGUUUGGUUCUUGUAGUUUCCCUAUAGUGUCUGUGUAUCUUUAUUAUUUUGAACGCUGUAUGCUGAUCUUUAAUUUGCAUCAUAACCAUACAUGUGACCUCUGAUAUUUUAUUAUUACUUACAAUGUUCCAGCAAGUUCCGUAGCUGUGUGGGAAAUAUGGGUGUUUAAUACACAUUCUUUGUAAAAGUUUUCACUAAUAAUUGAUACAUUGAAGAAUUUUAAGUGACAGAUGGGUGAGCCUAUUGGCAAUUAGUUUGUAGGCUGAACUGGGGGAGGGAGAAAAUAUCUAGCUCUCCAGACAAAAUAUUUCUAUAGCCACAUCUAUUGAAAAAACACAAAGCAAUUAAUUUUCUGGUAGUAAGAAUGGCAUCCUACAGGACACAGACUGCUAGCCUGUGACACCAGUCAUGGGAGAAUCGUAAGAUAGGAGAAACAUUACAGUUGUUGUGCAGGUGUGAAACCAGGAUCUAUAGGCAGUUACAUUCUCGCCCAGACAGAAUGUUUUUAAUAAAAGCUGCAUUAUUUUUCCUCUGCUUUCUAGUGUGGUCCAAACUUAAGCUCCAGAAGGCAUCUGAACGGUGGCAGCCAGAUACAGAGGUAAGCAAAUUCUCUAACAGUAGCUUUUAUGUUAACAGUUGCUUUUCAAGUAUAUCACUAGAAACACAAGAGACUCUAAUCAAAAAAUUUAUUUGCGGUGUAGUUUGAUGCUCUAAAUUACAUCCAAAUCAAUCUCUCUCUGCUUUCUCUAUUCCUUUUUAUUUUGUUUGUUUGGUUUGGGUUCGGAGGGCAGGAAUUGGUCUUUCUUUCUCUCUCGCGCAUGCUCAUUGUGAUGCAUUAUGUUUUGUUCAUCUGCUUAAUAAAGCUUUGAUUAUACUAUCGGGUAUUAAAUGUCAGAUCCUAAGCUACUAUCUAGGUCUAAAUAUUAGUUGCCACAAUAAAUGUGAAUAGUUUUCUCUUUUCUUUUUUCUUCAGAUUAGUGUUUUGUUUUUGUGUGUGUGUGUGUGUGUGUGUGUGUGUGUGUAGAUAUAUAGAUAUAGAUAGAGAUAUAGAUAGAUAGAUAUAUAGAUAUAGAGAGAGAUUAAAUAUAUGUAACAAAUAUUUAAAAAGGAUUAAUUCAAGUGUAUCAUGUUCCUUUAAGAAACCACACACCCUUCCGUCCUGACAUGCGCAUACACACACUUACAAAAAUAUAAUACUAAGACACACAAAAUAAUCCAUUCUUUCACAGACAUAUACUCUGAGUUCUUCACCAAACUGUAUUAUCUGUAAUUUACCAUGGUAUUGCAAAUUUAAAGGCCAAAUAGCCAAAUUGUAAGUAUCAAGUACAUUCAUUAUUUUAUCCUAAAAUAAGCAGUCCCAUAGUGUUCUAUACAAAAGAAUACAUAAAUAUUUAAGUUACCCUAAACCCUUCCUUUUCAUAAACUGCCAGCCAAAUAAUGCUCCUAUUCCUGUGGUCUUCUUUGACUGCUUUUACCUUAUGGUGUGGAUGGAGAGCGUGUUUCUGUUGAGUUAUAGUGGAAGAAGCAGUAUUUCAUACCUACUUCAAGAUGUCUUCCUUGCUUUCUUAUUGCCCUUUGCAAGUAGUCAGAAUAUUAGAUUAUAUAAAUACUGCAUUCUUAAACAAUUUAUAUUGUCUUGAGGAAGCAGAAACUGUUGGUAAACUGUCAGUAAAGUUUUUGGGGGAAAAAUGAUAGUGCCGAUAUUCACAAAUAAAUUAGAGCUAUAACAUGCUCUAAAGUACUGAACAAAAUUUACAGGAAGAAAGCAAUCAGGAGGGAAUGCUUAUGGUUGCAAAAUCCCAUAGUCUAGCAUAAUUUUGUGUGAUUACAUAGAAAAAUGAGGAAGCUGUGAUGUUCUCACUUGGAAACUUGAGUAGUUUGUAGCCAAACUCUGCAUAGGUGUUUAAAACCAAGGCGCUUUAAAUACAACUAAGUGCAGGUGACAAAUAUAGCAGCUACCACACAAAUGUUAUUUUCUCUCAAUCAUUACACAAUUACAUGCAAAAAGGAUAGAAGUGCACACUAAGUAACAAUACAUCACCACUAGCUUAUAUAGUGAAGUACUGAGAAAAUUAACACUUACCCUUUUAGGGUUUAAAAAAAACCAGUAGGAUGAUAUGGAAAAGUGAAACUCAUAUAGUCUAAUACAUUUGGGUAAAGAAAAUGGUGUAAAAUCUAAAUUAAGCACACUCACAUGGACAAGAGCCAGUUAAGAUAUGCUCAAAUCUUAUCCACUUGUGUGUGUGCUUAGGUGACACAUCCCCUCUUCUUUUCUUUAACAUGGGUAUCCUCACAAACAGGGAAAAAAUAAGGAGGAAGGGGGGGGAGAAAGAAACAACAAGGCUCAUGGAGUAAUAAGUUCAAAUAAAUUGAAAUAAGUGAAAUGUACAAAUGGCUUCUCGCCUUUAUAAGAGCCUAAGCCUGACUCUAGAUGCAAUAGCCUUUAAGGGGGCUGCCAACCUUCUUUCAACAGCAACUGUGGAAGAUGAUCCACUGAACUAUUAGUAUAUGCCAAAUUGAAAUUAAUCGAAAAUUGCAUUAACAAUACAUUUUUAAAAACUGAAAUAAGCAUAUACAAGAAAAAAAGUCUUUAUGGUCUUCACGCUUCACGGUGUCCAGUACAGCUUUCUCAAUUGGUAAUUUGUAUUUUGCAUCUAUCAAAAUUGCAAAUUUGUUUUAACUACCACUCUUAAAUUUAGACGGCAUACAAUUUAUAUAUAAUUAUUUCCAAAUGUCCUUGCACUGCAACUUAAUAAUUUCUAUGUAAUUGCUUACUGGGUGCUGAGCAACACUCCAUCCAUCUGCAAAAUAUUGGGCCACACUCUGGGAUUUCCCAAAAAUAUUUCUAUUUAUUGUAUUACAACUCCUUAAAUCAACAUUUCAGUUCCAAUAUGGAACUUUCUUUGGACAUAAAUACAUGUUUUGUCAUUGCUCCUCCUCUUUCAAGGAUAACUGAAUUAUUAACAUUUAUGCAAAUUUACACUAGUAAAAGACUUUGUAAAUCUUCAUGUCUUUAGGGUAAUCGCUACUAACCUUAUCAUUUUCUUGUAUGCUACAGGAAGAAUAUGAAGACUCCAGUGGGAACGUAGUUAACAAGAAGACUUACGAAGAUCUGAAACGCCAAGGCCUUCUGUAGUGCCUCUUCAGGAGUUCCCUGGAUGUAGAUUUGUUUUUGACAGACUUUUCCAUAUAAAAGAUUCAAUCCCUGACUCUAACUGUAGAUACCUGGUGACGUCUAUGGGUCCUUAUUUGGAUUUUUGUUAUUUUUAUUAAUUAAAUCUUACAAAUUAACAAUGUUGUCAGUGACACUUCUUAUAUGUAAUUAUAACUCCAUCAAAGAUAGAUUGUUACACAUUAGUCUGCUACCAAGAGACUUUUAGUCAAACUAUUAGUCUACUUGUCAUUAUUAUUUUAUCAGACACACCCGACCAAUCUCCAAGAUUUGACAAGCAAAAUGUCAGCCACAACCAAAAUGUCAUUUUAAUUUUGUUUAGUUUUUUUUGUCCAAUUAAGAGUUAAAGAUGCUUCCAUCAUAACUUCCAAAAAGAUAAUUUACAGAACAAUGUACCGAUAUAAUGUAAAAUGUUUUAUAUACAAUUGGGUGCAUUAAAAUGGUGGAAUUUGUAUUCAUUGUGUCACAAGCUCUGGUAAUUAAUUAGAUCUUUAAAGAUGUGUGCUAUUAGCGUGUCAUUAACCAUAUUCUAUUUGCAUAUACCGUGUGGUUUUAUUUUUUGUUUUUUUUUU
Pelobates cultripes (western spadefoot toad) is the source of this 25900-nucleotide messenger RNA. NCBI's taxonomy places the organism in Eukaryota, Metazoa, Chordata, Amphibia, Anura, Pelobatidae. The record is from the annotation of a GenBank genome assembly.